This is a messenger RNA of Encephalitozoon hellem ATCC 50504, 648 nucleotides long. RefSeq names its product RNase P/RNase MRP subunit p30-like protein. Gene Ontology annotation, molecular function: RNA binding. The transcript has a single exon. Lineage: Eukaryota; Fungi; Microsporidia; Unikaryonidae. The coding region runs from base 1 to 648 and encodes 215 amino acids. The record is from RefSeq and is a predicted model, not a curated record. Gene Ontology annotation, cellular component: nucleolar ribonuclease P complex. Gene Ontology annotation, biological process: tRNA processing.
AUGUAUUUUGAUACGAAUGUAAGCAGCAGGUGUCUUGGGGCUGGCAUGAUGAAUGUUUUAGAACAGCUUGGGCAUGACGGGAUGUGUGUGAACACUGUGGUUGAUCUUGAGUCGGUGAAGAAGUACAGGAGGCCUGCUGUUGAUGAGUGGAAGGACAAGAAUGUUUACGAAAGGGUGGAGAUAAGGUACAGGGGCCACGGUGAUUGGGAUGGCGCAAGAAGGAUGAUUGGCCCUGAUGUUGUUGCAAUUCGGGUAGAAGACAUGAACGAUUUCAAGAAGGCCAUUGAGAUGUGCCCGGACAUAGUCACUUUUGAUUAUUCCAAGAGCUUUUGCAUUAGAAGGGAUGAGGCUGUCGAGGCUAUGAAGAGAAACAUAUUUUUUGAGAUUCCUUUAGUGUGUGGGCUGUAUGGGCAAAGAGACAAGGCAGUGUGGAUGAGGAAUGCUAGAAGACUUCUAGACGUCACUGAGGGGGUGAAUGUUGUAGUAGGGAGCGGGGCAACAUGCCUCACAGAGAUGAGAAGAAGGCAGGAUGUCAUAAAGAUUCUCAGAGGGCUUGGGAUGAGUGAGGAUGGUGGAAGAAAGAUAUUGCUGAAUUCUGCUAGGCUGGUUAGGUCUUGUGAUGUAAGAAGAGGAUAUGUUGUAAAGUGA